This is a messenger RNA of Pyricularia pennisetigena, 3405 nucleotides long. RefSeq lists its product as uncharacterized. NCBI's taxonomy places the organism in Eukaryota, Fungi, Ascomycota, Sordariomycetes, Magnaporthales, Pyriculariaceae. Gene Ontology annotation, molecular function: telomeric repeat DNA binding; telomerase RNA binding. Gene Ontology annotation, biological process: telomere maintenance via telomerase. Gene Ontology annotation, cellular component: telomerase catalytic core complex. The transcript is spliced from 8 exons. The record is from RefSeq and is a predicted model, not a curated record. Bases 1 to 3405 code for a protein of 1134 amino acids.
AUGUCAAAGAACAACAAGAAGCGGCGGAGGUGCCAGGACCAUGGCAGCGAGGUCGCUGGUGAUUUUACUUGCACCAUGCCAGCCAAGAAACGCAACAAGGGGGGACGAAUCGACGAAUUGGAGCUGGAUAAGCAGUCUCGUCCUGCUGAAUUCACGCAUCCUGUCUUGUCGCAGUAUUUCCCAUGCUUGAAAACCCUGCGCGAGCACCUGCUUGCAAGUCUCCCUUCCUCGUCUAGGAUCAGGAGACGCAAGAUCGCAGCCAUCGGUGGCCGAGUUCACGGCAAGGACGGCGCCGCAGACAAACCACUCGAGGCUGCAGUGGCCCAGCUCCUUGACUCGACCAUUGUAGCCGCCUCGGAAGAGCAGACGGCCCUCUCCGAUGGACGAUGGGAGCAGUGGGCAAACUUCUCCCAGAGAGGCGACGAAUCUUACGUCACCCUGACGGACGGCGUGACAAAAGCUCUCUUCUGCCAGUCAGAGAUUGUCAGUUUCGUCAUCUGGUCUCUGUUUGAGAGGGAAAAGAAAUGCGGGGGCUGGCCACGCCAUCUGUUGUGCGAUGGCUUCAGCAGGGGACCGGCCUCUCGAGCUAACGGAUACGUCGGGCUCGCGGCCGCCGAUGCCGUACCCGGAAUAUUCGUUACGCAACCGAACCCACGCGUCAAGACACUCAAAUCAUCACCAUGGCCAGAGCUGCUAUCGAUGCUCGGCCAGGCUGGAGAGAGGAUCAUGAUUGAUCUCCUCUUAGACCAUUCCAUCUUUGUCAAAGUGCAAACCGGGAAUGAGAACUAUUAUCAAUUGAGUGGGAGACCCAUUACAAACUUGGAGCCGAUCAUUGCUACCAAGCCACCACAAGACCUCAGUAAAGUUCAUGGAAGCCAAAAGUCGGCGGCAGAAAUAGUCUUUGUGAGGAGCCGGAUGCUAUACUCGCGCGCAGCCCUAAAUGCCCGCGGAGCAGUGCACUUUGGACUCAGACACAUCCAUGUCCUGAACAGGUACCCAGCAAUCUCAGAAGACGCCGAUGAUGUACGGAAAGGGAAAGGGGGCAAUAGCAAACUUGGAGAUGCCGCCCGGCAGGAGAAAAUGCGCGGCAACACGAUACAUUGCAUGAUGUAUAUGUUCCCUCGGCAGUUUGGCUUGCACAAUGCCUUCACGUCUGUCGUUGACCACACCCAAACAAGCCAGAGGUUCCAAGACUAUACACUGCGUGAGGAGGAGAUUCAACAGAAAUUCAAAUCCUCGAGCCCCGCUCAUGUUUCAAUUCCCAAACGACUCAGAGGUACUCCCUUUCACUUGGUGGAGAAGAUGCAGAUAUUGCAUCGGCGUUGCUCGUAUUCUGCGCUCUUGAAACAUUACUGUCCUGCUUCUUCAACCAACAGCAUCGUAGCCUCGCUUAAGGAUGUUGUCAAGAGAGACGAGCAAGCCUUGGUACUUGAGCUCUCUACUCCUGCAGCUCAUGUAUCUGCGUACUGCCAAGCAGUCCUUUCCAAGCUUGUCCCCGAUAAGUUUUGGGGAGAGGGGCAGACCAGAGUGGCCAAUAAGAAAGUGUUCCUUAAACAUGUUGAUCAUUUUAUCAAACUGCGGCGGUUCGAGACGAUGAAUCUUCACGAACUAAGCCAGGGAUUCAAGAUCAAGGAAAUAGAAUGGCUUGCUCCGCCUAAAUUAUCAUGCCAAAAAGCCAGCCAGUCGGAUAGGCUGAAGCGAAUCGAAAUAUUCCAAGAAUUCCUCUACUACCUCUUCGAUUCAAUACUCAUUCCUUUGAUCCGCAGCAACUUUUACGUCACAGAAUCAAGUACUCACCGUUCCCAGCUAUUCUUCUUCCGGCACGAUGUUUGGCGUCAGGUUGCAGAGCCAUUCAUGGCCGUCCUCAAAGUCAACACGUACGAGGAGAUGAGCACGGAGGAGGCACAACGGAUACUUGGCUCGCGCGACCUCAACUUUAGUCAAGUGAGGCUGUUGCCGAAAGGCUCCAGCAUGCGUCCCAUUACUAAUCUGCGCCGAAGAGCGCUGGCCAAUGGUAGCAAGAAGAUGCUUGGUGCCAGCAUAAACACUAUCCUUGGCCCGGCCCAUACUAUGCUCAAAUACGAAAAGACCAAAGAUCCAUCCAGGCUUGGGUCAGCCAUGUUCUCCGUUGGCGACAUAUACAGUCGGUUAAAGGCUUUCAAGGAGCGCGUGGGUACUGCGAACAGAAGGUUCUACUUUGCAAAAGUCGACGUCAAGGCCGCCUUCGAUACAAUACCCCAGUCGGCAGUCCUUCAGCUUAUAUCAGAGAUCCCUACUCACGGCCAAUACAAGCUCAUCAAGCACGCCGAGGUUGAGCGGUCGACUGGCGAUCCUUCGGACCCAGGCAAGCUUGCCAAGAGGUGGCGCUCUUAUGCCAGAGGCGUAGGGGAUCAUGUCACAUUCAUGGAUGUGCUUGCCUCCCAGAUCGCCCGGAACAAGAACAACGCCGUCUACUUCGAGAGCGUGUUCCAAAAGGUCCACAACACGAUCGACUUGAUGAAUCUGAUUACAUCGCACAUCAAACAGAACCUGAUUCGAAUAGGCAAGAGGUUUUAUCGACAAAAGGACGGAAUCCCACAAGGCUCUAUACUCAGCUCGCUCCUCUGCAACUAUUUUUAUGCUGAUUUGGAACUCAAAAAAUUGGCCUUCUUGCAGUCUGGCGACUGUCUUCUUCUUCGUUUAAUCGACGACUUUCUUCUGAUUACGCUCGACGUGUCCAAGGCGAGGCAGUUCAUAGAGGUCAUGCACGCCGGUGUGCCUGAAUAUGGAGUCACCGUCAACCCCAACAAGAGUCUCGUGAACUUUGACGUGGUGUGCCAGGGAGUCGAGGUUCCCAAGCUGGGCCCCGGUAGAUCGACAGGGUUCCCUUACUGCGGCACGCUCAUCAGCUGCAGCUCGCUCGACGUCAGCAAAGACCGGCGCGACCCGGCGGCACCGCGCGCGCUCACGGUGGACUUCUCGCGCCACCAGGGCCUCAACUUUCAGCGCAAGGUGCUCAACGCCUUCAAGAUACAGUCGCACCUGAUGUUCUUCGACUCGACGCACAACUCGCGGCCCACGGUGCUCGCCAACCUCUUUGGCGCCCUGGCCGAGACGGCCAAGAAGAUGUGGGCGUACGCCAGGGCCAUGCCGCAGCGGAGACGACCGAGGACGCACGUCGUCCUGCAGACCAUUACCACGCUGGUCGACGUUGCGUAUGCGUUGCUGGCGAGCAAGUCGAGGAGGGCCAGAUUCCCCGGGUAUGAGUGUGGCAUCAGCAAGAAGCUGGUCAAGUGGCUUUCAUUGCACGCCUUCAAGCGAGUGUUGGCCAAGAGACAGGCCGGGUAUGGUCAAGUUCUAUCUUGGCUGGAUACGGAGAUACGCAAGUUGAAUUUCAAGGGCAAACUCCCAGUAUGCAAUGUAUAG